Chaetomium strumarium is the source of this 1642-nucleotide messenger RNA. Its product is annotated as glycosyltransferase family 69 protein. The record is from RefSeq and is a predicted model, not a curated record. Lineage: Eukaryota; Fungi; Ascomycota; Sordariomycetes; Sordariales; Chaetomiaceae. The transcript is spliced from 3 exons. The coding region runs from base 210 to 1463 and encodes 417 amino acids.
AUGCCCCACCGCAGCCUCAAAAUCUCAGCUACAACUUGCCCUGACGGCAUGACGAGACUCCCAAGCACCCAAGGUAUACAGUAAACAAACAACGCUAGAUGAACACCACGCGUUGCUCUUGAACGCCACCUACGGGCUCACGCCAUGGCUGCUUAUAAACCGCCAGACCGGAACCGAACCAUUCCCUUCUUGCCAUCUCCGACCAAGCAAUGAAGCCGGAAAGCGUGGCGCGGCGACCGCGCUUCUUCCGCCGGUUACUCGCGCGCUCGACCCUGCAAAAGCUCGCUCUCAUGUUCCUCAUCUGGACAAUCCUCGAGUCAGGACUCAUCCACUACCGCAUCGCACGCGCCGAACUAGAAUCCAAGGCGCAAGCUGUCCUGCACAAACCGACACGGGUGUACAUCGCGAGUCUGCACUGGAACAACGAAAAGAUCCUCCGGUCCGCAUGGAACCAGGCUGUGCUGGACCUGGUCAAGACCCUCGGGCCCGACAACGUCUUCGUCGGUAUUUACGAGAGCGGCAGCUGGGAUAACACCAAGGGCGCCCUGUUGGAGCUAGACCAGGAGCUUCAGAAAGCAGGCGCGGGGAGAAAGAUCAUCCUGAAGGAUGAGACACAUGCAGAUCUGAUCGCGGGGCCUCCAGGUGAGGAGGGAUGGAUUGCGGUACCAGGAGGGAAAUUGGAACCUCGGAGGAUACCAUACCUCUCCCGGUUACGGAACCUCUCGCUGCAGCCACUGCUGGAGCUCGCCGAGAACGGAACGACAUUCGAUCACGUCCUCUUCCUGGGAGAUGUCAUGUUUACAGUCUCGGACAUCAUCACCCUGCUGCAAACCAACGACGGCCACUAUGCGGCCGCCUGCUCGCUCGACUUCAGCAAGCCGCCGCUCUUCUACGACACCUUCGCCCUUCGCGACGCGCGCGGCCACGAGCACGCCUCACAGACAUGGCCCUACUUCCGAGCCCACGAAUCCAGACAAGCAAUGCUCCACGGCCAACCAGCUCCAGUAACCAGCUGCUGGAACGGUAUAGUCGCCAUGCCCAGCUCAACCUUCACAGGCACCAACGGCCUCAGAUUCCGCGGCAUCCCGGACUCGCUCGCCGCCCUCCAUCUCGAAGGGUCCGAGUGCUGUCUCAUCCACGCGGACAACCCGGCCUCCCGCGCGCGGGGCGUGUUUGUCAACCCGACCGUGCGGGUGGGCUACAAGCGCGAGGCGUACGACGCCGUGCAUCCCAAUAAUGGGGACCGGAGCGGCGGAAGCUGGCUGUCUAUCAGCGAGAUCUACUUUGGCUUGUGGAGGAAUCGGUUUGACAGGUGGUUCACUACGCCGUGGUUCAAGGAGAGGAGGGUAAAGGGGAGGAUAGAGCGGUGGAAGAAGGAAGAGGAGGGAAGGGACGAGAAGGGAGGGUUCUGCGUGGUGGAUGAGACGCAGGUCAUUGUGUAUAAUGGGUGGAAGCAUGUCUAGCCUUCUUGGGGAGUAAGGUUUUGUUUUGGGCAUGGUAGAGGAUGGCGUUUUGGUGUAUACAGCUUGGGCAUAGGGUUUGAUAUAUCUCAGAAUAAGGAAUCCCGCCGUUGGAUCAUGCAAUGUUGAAUACGCAAGGCACCUAGGUACCUAUUUCAUCGAUUUUCACAAGCGUCAAAUGU